UUUUAAUAAUAGAGUGGAGAGUUGGUCACACAGAGCUGGGAGAGCUAAACACCCUGAUAAGACAGUAGCCAUCUAGCCAUGAAAGCAUGGGAUUAAAGUAAAACUGAAGUUCAUGAGUGGGAGCAAACCACAGCUGACGUGGGAGGGGAGACAGAGAGACACAUUCCCAAAAAUGGCAAACCUCCCCAGAGAAGCGAUCGAGGAUGUCAAAAAACAAAGUUUUUGGAUGCCGGGGAAUUUUGUGCGUGCAGUCCAACGAACAGAUCAGUCAUUUCAGGCUUGCAAUGACAUAGUGGCCUGCUUUGCGGAGAGGGCAAAAGUGGAGAAGCAGUACGCUCAGCAGCUUAGUCAGUGGAGCAACAAGUGGAAGUCAAUUGUAGAUUCACGGCCACUUUAUGGCUCCCUCAUGAGGGCGUGGCAAUGUUUCUUCACCUCCACUGAACGUUUAUCUGCCCUCCACUCCUCUAUCUCCCAGUCCCUGGUUGAGGAGGAAGGAGAGAGGGUGAAAACCUGGCAGAAAGGGACUUUCCCCAAGAAGCUUUUUUGUGGGUUCAAGGAGAGUUACGACAACAAGACAAAUUUUUCACGUGCGCAGAAACCCUGGUCCAAAAAGCUACAGAAGCUGGAAAAAGCUCGAGUUGCAUACCACAAGUCUUGUCAGAGAGAACAAGUCGCCCUUGACAAAGAGAAACAAGCAAAUGAGAACUCUGAGAUCAGUGAAGAGAAAAAGCAGAAGCACACUGAAGCCAGAGAAAAGGCCACAGAGGAGAAGGAAAAGGCAAGAGAUCAAUACGAAAAGGGGCUGGAGGAAGUGACAUCUUACACGCCUCGCUACAUGGAGGAGAUGGAGGCCAUUUUUGAACAGUCUCAGGAGGAAGAGAGGAAGAGAAUCAGCUUUUUGAAGCAAGUCUUCCUCUCAAUCCACAGACAUCUGGACAUCACCAACAAUGAGAGUGUGAAAGCAGUUUACAGUGAGCUCCAUCAGACUCUGAUGUCCAUCGAUGAAGAAGAUGAUCUGAAAUGGUGGAAAAACAAUCUUGGUCCAGGAAUGCCAACCGACUGGCCAAAGAUUGAGGAAUGGGUCCCACAUGUAAAAAGGUUAAAGAGAAAGAAGAGGGACCGGAAAGGAAAAGAAAGUCGACCAGUAAUGAUUGGGGGCGUGAAGGUGCGGGCUUUGUACGACUACGUCGGUGAGGAGGGCGAUGAGUUGUCCUUUAAAGCAGGUGAAGUCUUCUUAAAGGUUGAGGAGGAAGAUGACCAAGGCUGGUGUCGAGGAGUGUUAAGUGGAGGGAAGGAGGGUUUCUAUCCAGCCAAUUAUGUUGAAGUUGUAGAGUGAUGUCCCAUUAUCCAUUACAUCAAGUCCUGGAAUGUUUUCCCAUAAAAAAAAUAAAAAUUUUAAACAUUUUUUUAAAAAUAGACAAUAAUAACAUUGAGCAUUGAACGAGUAUUUGCUCUUAUGUCAGGUUGUUCUUUUGUCACUUUUAAACUAUAAAAUGUCAAUCUGCAGCAUGAAUUAGCUUAUUGAGGACAUUUUUUUAUUCGUUGUGUAAAUGUGUGUUUUUGCAUGUUAGAGUGCAUGUUAUGAAGAAGCAAAGGAAAAGAAAAAUUCACCACAAUCAUCUUUGAUUUCCGGUAAUGAGAAUUGAGUCAAAUAUGAUUUGGUUUACAAUGUUUGCAUAAGGUGUUCAUGUUUACUUCCUCAUAUUUAAUAAAAGAACACAUACAUGAUCUUAAAAGUGUGGGUUUCUACAGUAAAAGCUUUGUUUGUUGUUCGUAGCGUUGCUGUUUUGCCAAAAUCUUCUAUUUAUUAAGCAUUUGAUGUUAGGUUUUCACCACAUAUUCAUGUAAGUGGAGGGAUUUGACUUCUGUCACUCUGCAAGAACAUGAAAAGGACUGUAAGAUGCAACUUGCUGCAAAGCCAGACGUUUUUUGCAUGCAUGAGCUGCUUUUCCUUCUACACUGCAAUUAGUCAAAAAACACAACUAAACAAAUCAGAUUUUUAAAUAAAAUGUAUAUUAUUGUUUUAAAAUGUUGCCUGUUAUACAUUGUGUUAUUGUGGUUUCAGAUAUCGAGAUUUGAUUGCCUUUGAGCAUCCUGUACUGUACUGCAGAGCAUGAUUUUAAAUAAAAAGGUGAUUUGAACAUU
Molecule: messenger RNA, 2145 nt
Organism: Oryzias latipes (Japanese medaka)
Lineage: Eukaryota; Metazoa; Chordata; Actinopteri; Beloniformes; Adrianichthyidae
Product: protein kinase C and casein kinase substrate in neurons protein 3
Biological process (GO): plasma membrane tubulation; regulation of endocytosis; cytoskeleton organization
Cellular component (GO): cytoplasm; endosome; plasma membrane
Molecular function (GO): protein binding; phospholipid binding
Source: RefSeq, a predicted model, not a curated record